Molecule: messenger RNA, 5489 nt
Organism: Xylaria bambusicola
Lineage: Eukaryota; Fungi; Ascomycota; Sordariomycetes; Xylariales; Xylariaceae
Exons: 3
Coding region: 702-4829 (1375 amino acids)
Source: RefSeq, a predicted model, not a curated record
CGUAGUACGUUUCAAGCCUUCCUUUCUUCCUCUCCUAUCCUCACCCACAUACCGAUCGCAGGUACCUGCCAAACUGUAGGUACCUAUUACUUCGUAGGUAUGUAUGUAUGUAUGUAUGUAAGUAUGUACCUAGGUAUGGUACCUAGGUAGGUUAAGGGCAUGUUCGUCCCUGGAGGUCCCCACUACAGAACACAAUAACCCCCUGUACCUAACUCACCCCGCCUCUACUGCCCCUGGAUCCUAAUACCCACCCACGUACUAUGUAUGGUACAGCCGAUGACGUCCAGAGCCGCGCCAGAAUCUCUUAAGCGCCCAACGCCAUUCGUAACUCUGUUUCGAGACAGACAACGCUACCACCAACUGCCGCUGUCGCCCUUUCUGUCUUGUCGAAGCUACAAUCGUGGUACGGCCGCUCAAACACUGUCGCACUGGUAGAUUGAAUGGCCCACGGGCGUCGCCUCUUCUCCCCAGAUAGAUAAUCACCUAAUUAGUAGCCUCUUCUCUUCUCAGUUGCCCUUUUAUCCUGACUACCUAGGUAGUUGCUUUCCACGGCUCAGGGUCAGGUACAGACCAGACCGUCUUGUUUGCCUACCCACUUUAGUUCCGCCAAAUUCGUCUGGGCUGCUAUGCUUGCCGCGCAUACCACACACGCCGCACCCAGCAUUGGUACCUGACCACCUAUCUUGUCCACACGCCACACUAUGUCGUCGUCAUCGGCAUCUAGGAAGUCCUACAUCAACCGACGUAUCGACAGCAUCCAAAGUGUACGGAGCAACAGCGGGAGGAGGAGCCGCGCCGCCUCGUCUGCGCGGCCUGCCCCCGUGAGCCACGACGAUGCCUACUCGUACGCUCUCCGUGUCGCUUACCUUCACUACCUCGUCCAGCCCAAGACGAAGCGAAAGCAAUGGGUUCCUGCGCCGAAACCCCCUCCUCGAACUCAUACCUCCAAUAUCGGCGACCUGGUAAAGGAGUUCGUACCAGGGAACUCGACCAGCGUCAAGCUUCCUCAUUCCUUCCAUACCCCUCUGCUGAAGCGGAUGGAGGGCGUCAUCAGGGGCUCCGAGACUCUCCCUGGAUACAAUGACGCCGCUGUUAAGAAGACUUUUGCCCAGGCCUACACUGCCUUUACAGAGACCGGUUUCAAGAAAAGCAUCGAUAAGGAGCGGAAGGUUGAGCCCUUGGUUUUGAUUUUCUAUUCUGCCGCCACCAAAGCUUGCAGCCUCGGGCAUACCCCAGGGGAUGAUUCGUGGAAGCUUCUUGUCGAUAGACAUGUAGCUCUCUUCGUGAGGCUUGUCACUCACAUUCUGCGAGCCCAGGGGAGUGACAAAGACAAACCCGAACUCAUGAGCAGACUGAGCACUCUGGAAAAUAAGCUCCUUACAAACGACCAGAAUCUCUUUAUUGACACGAGCCAGGACGCAGGCAAGCAUAUUGAAGUCAUCGUUCCCCUAUCCUACGACGUCAAGGAUAUGCCCAUGGUCCAGGCUGUUGCCAAAAUAUUUGGGCUUGCACAUUCCGAUGUUCAAAGCCAUUUAGACACCCAACGGCCCAAUUGGACCGAGGAAGCUGCUCUUAAGGAUCUAAAAGCAUACCAACAUCGAUUAAAUGCCAACAUGCCUGGCGUUUUACAGAGUCAGGACUUCGAUGUUGAGGAGGCAUAUCAAGAUUGGAAAAAGGCCGAAGCUCCCUUCCUGUCGAGUAUGAUGAUGGAAAUUCUUACGGCUAAACCAGAACUUGCCAAAAAGUCUUCAGGCGCUAGUGCGGCUUCUGAGAAGCCCUUGCCAGGGAGUCCCAGCGCCGGAUACGGGGAGGACCAGUCGUACGCGGAUCUGGGUCGGGCAUUAUCCAACCCAAACAGGAACUCAAUGUAUGGCAUGGAUCAUAGGCUCAGCCUGAGCUCCAUGACACUUGAAGAUACUGGUAUUAGGGCUGUUGAUGAGACGCAUUAUUCUUUCAUCCCUUCUGACCCCCGGGAGUUCUUGAAAGUCAUCGCCAAUUAUGCCUUGGAGUUCGAUGCCAUGCAUAGUGAUGGAGACGAACAGAAUGGCCCAUUUUCGAAGCAAUCUAUGGAGCUUUUGACAGAACUCUGUGUUCGCUGGCGAAUACCUCAGUUCACCCGCCUCGUGGUCUUCCUGGAAGUGGCCGCCCGCAGAUUCACAGACACGCUAUUCACAACUAUAGAUCUGGAUACUGCAUUUGAAUUAGUCAAGAGUCCGCCACCUGAAAAGGAACUCAAAAGACCCCCACACAUAUAUCUAUUUAGUGAGAGCCUCGCAAGCAUUGAUCGAGGUAGAUGGACUAUUACCGAUUUUGCGACGUAUAAGCAGACACUAUAUAAUCUUCAUGAUGCGCUUCUAAGAGAACUUUAUGAUAUUCUUAUGCAUUGCUACCAGUCAAAGCCCCCUUCGGCGGGCCCAUCAGUUCACGUGUUGCAGACUCACAUCUUUGAUGAUCCCAGCUUCUCCCAGAAAGAAGAGGAGGCAAUGGAAUAUACUAAGAUGCUUCAAGACGGCAUGGCAGAACAAGCUGCUGCUGCUUAUCGCGGGUUUUUGGAUGCUGAGAUACCUCCGGAUCAACAAGAUUGGAAUUUCAGUCACGUGAAGAACCUCGGAAAUUCAGUUGUCAAACUUUGCGAAAAGAUCCAAAAGCGCUACAGGAGUAAUCCGGUAAUCAUGGGAGUCAACCCCUUGACCGUUCUUGCCGAAACUAUAUUUCCAAGCUUUGAAAACGAUGCUCAUGAGCUAGUUAAGAGGAUCGUGCAAGUUGCACGAGACAAGGGAGACGAGCUUCCUCUACAAGAUGGUUUUGAUCUUUACAAGGAUCUUGUUGAAAUUCGGCGCAUCCACCGGUCAUCACUUCCCAACCAACCCUUCACGUUUGACGUUGAAGAGCUUCUCGUAGAUUUUGUAUGGCGGUGGAUUCAAAAUGCAGAGGAGCGGGCUGAAGAAUUCGUGGAACAGGCAUUGAAGCAUGACCAGUUCCAAGUUCGCGGCCAAGGAUCUGAUCAAAUUUCCAGAGAUGCUGACCGCCACAGUCAUUCAGUGAUUGACAUGUUUCAGAUGUUCCACCAGACAGCCGACCAAGUAUUCCAGUUGGAAUGGGAUAACGAUGUCCAUCAUGCUCGUUUCAUGACAGCUUUGUCAAAAAUCUUUGCUAACAGUAUCGCUCGUUACUGCGAAAUCGUGGACCAACGUUUUGUUAAGGAGAUGGAUACACCUAGACCUAAUGAACAGGAAGCAGCUGGAGGAGCCCAGACAACGCAGAGCAGAUUUAUGCAAUAUGCGAAAGACGCAUGGAACAAUAAAGAGAAGAUGGAGCCUUUUCAAUUCUAUCCAGAGUCUCUGGUCAAAUUGAACAACAUCGAAUGGGCCAUGCAGGAAUUGGAUAAGCUCGAGAGAACCAUGAAUGUCGAUGCGUGUGCCGCGAUAUUAGAGAAAGUGGAUGGGCCUAAAAGACAGGUCAGACGACCAGCGAAAUACGUUUUUACUAUCAAGAUCGUUGAAGCCGAAGAGAUCAAGGCAUGCGAUCCAAACGGGACUAGCGAUCCUUAUGUCGUUCUUGUGGAUGAAUACCAGAAACGCCUGCACAAAACACGAAUUAUUAUGAGGACACUGAGCCCUCGGUGGGACGAAUCUGUGGAUGUGACAGUGACUGGCGCGCUCAACAUUGUUGCAACAAUCUGGGAUUACGAUACCUUUGGUGACCACGAUUUUGUGGGCAGAACUUCUCUGAAGCUGGACCCAAUCCAUUUCAGUGACUAUUUACCAAGAGAGUUCUGGCUUGAUCUUGACACUCAAGGUAGAAUUCUCCUUCGAGUGAGUAUGGAAGGAGAACGCGACGACAUCCAGUUCUAUUUUGGCAAGGCUUUUCGACAUCUGAAGAGAACUGAGCGUGAUAUGGUUCGCAAAAUCACUGAUAAGCUAUCGAGACAGAUUAACGCAUCAUUAUCAUACGAAGCCCUGCGUAGUCUUCUAGGCCGCAACUUGGCUUCCCAGGUGAACUCGUUCUUCAAACGGAGCUCGACACUUCCUGUGAUUACUGAUGCCGAUGUCGAAAAUGCCCUCCAAUCUCUUUUCGCAUAUUUUAAUGACAACUUUGCCACGAUGAAACAGACUUUAACCGAUGCGACAAUGGUAGCGGUAAUGACACGCCUAUGGAAAGAGGUUCUUAUGGCAAUUGAGGCCCUCGUUGUGCCGCCCUUGUCUGAUAAACCUUCUUCCCAACGUCCAUUGGGCCAGCGAGAGCUCGAUGUAGUUUUCAAAUGGUUGAAAUUGCUCUAUAGUUUCUUCAACGCGCAAGACGAGAAUGGAGAGGUCUUGGGUGUACCCGCCGAGGUUCUCAAAUCGCAUAAGUAUCAUGAGCUCAAUUCGCUUAACUUUUUUUACUUUGACCCCACCGAGAACCUUAUCAGGACAUCUGAGCGCAUGGCAGCGGCAACUGCUCAGCGGCAACAACAGCAACUUCAAGGCCAGAUGAACUCGAACCGUCUGUCAGCACCCCCGACUUUUGGUGGUGCGGCUGCAGGGCCGGCUUUUGCAAGCAUGGGCACCAUUCGUAGAGGCAAAAGCAUCAUGAUGAGUCGAAACCUUGGUACAAUGCGCCGUGCCAAGGAAGAGAAGCGAAAGGAAGCUCAGGCUGACCCAUCUGAUGACAUGAUACUCCGGAUUCUACGUAUGCGCCCAGAAGCAGCCGGCUAUCUCAAAGAGAGGCACCGACAGAAAGAACGAAUGGCUGCGGCGGCUGCGGCGGCAAUGAUCGUAAAGCAGAGCGUCAGUCAAGGCUGGAACACUGGGGCGAGCUUUGGUCGAGGUGGCAUUCCACGACGUUAAGUCAAAGCUGCAUAAAGCGGUAAGCGAGUAUCUGAGCUCGAUCUUCCGAAAUCUCAAGAUUGGUGGGCAGGAUUAAGCUAUAACUUUGCGGCUCAAAGAUCUGUAUUUCUUUAUCCCUCCUGGCGUGUCUGUUCCCAAGGCUUUACUUGAAGGCGAGAUCAGCGUCGUUGAUCGGCGCGGUGGGCUUAUAAAGCUUUUUCUUUCAUUAUCCCUUCCAAUUAACUAUCCGAUACCCCCACUCGAAAUUACAUCUUGUCUAUGGAAAUCUCUUCGCGAAUUUUAGGUGUGUUAUAGACUUCCGAUCAUUGAACCAUUGCGUGGUAUUUUUGUUGGCGAUAUGAAUAUAGCAUGCUUUUGAGGUUUAUCCGAGGGGCGGUGUUUCAUCUACAUUAGGAACCUUGAUAGUAACAUGAUGAUUGUUUUUACACGACAUACUGCAUUGUUAUUGUUGGAGGAGAAACCGUAGCCUGCAAAGGUUAAUAGUACCUUGUAUAUGAGACCAACGGCUUGAGCUCUUGCUUAAUCAUCCUACGGGGUUCGGAUGUGGGAAGAUAUGCUACUCGCUGUGCCAACAUGCUUUUAACUCUUACUCACUUUUCUUUCUUUCCAUUAUUGUCAAAUUAGUGUUAUCGUGAUUUUUGGUGUUUUACAAUUGACUGG